AGGGAGCGUGCACUCGAACAGAUUUAUUGUUGUGAUCCAGUAAAAUAAGAGUUCGUUGAUAGAUAUAAUGUACAUAUAAAAGUUGUAAAAUAUAAUAUAUAAAUACGUUGCUUUAUAUUUUUUGAAUAUGGCAUUAAUUUUAAGUGUUUGUGCUCAAAAAAGAUUUUUCUUUGAAAAUUUUGGUAAUUUGAGACGUGCUCUAAUCUAUAUUAUGUAUAAUGAUUGCACCGUUGAGAAGUUUUCUGCAGCAUAUAAUGUGAAAUAUUUGUCAACAAACAAUUACCAGGAAAAUUCUGUCGGAAAAACUGAAAUUUAUUAUGGAACUUUAACAGGACAAAUUAAAACUCUAAAAAUUUUUUCAUUAUUGACAUCCACUGGUGGUUUAUUGGCUCAGCCAUUUCUUUAUUCAAAAGCUAUAGAAAGUGGUAAUACUGGAGCUGUUUUAGGAAUAUUUGCUUUUAUUGGAUUCUUGACUAUAACUACUCCUUUAUUAAUACAUAUAAUAACAAAAAAAUAUGUGACACACUUGUAUUACGAUGCAAAAGAAGAUAAAUAUAUUGCAAACACUUAUAAUUUAUUUGUUCAAACAAAAGAGCUUGUAUUUACACCAAAUGAUGUAGUAGUACCAAGUGUAACUGGCAUGUUCACAAGUUGUAUUAUAAAAGGUAUUCCUUUAUUUUUAGAACAAAAAUUUUUCUAUGAUUCUACUCAUUAUAUACGAAUAAUGGGAUAUGAUAAGCCAGUAGAUUUGAAAUUAAACAAUAAGAAUACCCUUAAUCAAACAGUUACAAUGGAUGCUGAAUAUAAAGAUCAUAUAAAUAAAAAAUAA
This is a messenger RNA of Camponotus floridanus (Florida carpenter ant), 829 nucleotides long. RefSeq names its product transmembrane protein 70 homolog, mitochondrial. The record is from RefSeq and is a predicted model, not a curated record. Gene Ontology annotation, cellular component: mitochondrial membrane. NCBI's taxonomy places the organism in Eukaryota, Metazoa, Arthropoda, Insecta, Hymenoptera, Formicidae. Bases 128 to 829 code for a protein of 233 amino acids. Gene Ontology annotation, biological process: mitochondrial proton-transporting ATP synthase complex assembly. The transcript is spliced from 3 exons.